Epinephelus moara (kelp grouper) is the source of this 685-nucleotide messenger RNA. RefSeq names its product ADP-ribosylation factor-like 11 (gene arl11). The record is from RefSeq and is a predicted model, not a curated record. NCBI's taxonomy places the organism in Eukaryota, Metazoa, Chordata, Actinopteri, Perciformes, Serranidae. Gene Ontology annotation, biological process: vesicle-mediated transport; intracellular protein transport. Gene Ontology annotation, molecular function: GTP binding; GTPase activity. The coding region runs from base 144 to 680 and encodes 178 amino acids. Gene Ontology annotation, cellular component: cytoplasm. The transcript is spliced from 4 exons.
CACUCCACACGCCUCUCACACAAGAAUGCAGUCAGACCUGUCCCACUGUCACAUGACCUGCUGUGAUUGGACGCUGCGCGCUGAUUGGCCCUGGGCUUCAAUGAAGCUGAACACACCUGAGAGAUGUCAGACAGGUGAUCCUGAUGGGUUUGGACUCUGCUGGGAAGUCGACUCUGUUAGCCCGCCUCCUGACAGGACAGGUGAUGGAGACGUCUCCGACCAUCGGGUUCAAUGUGGGAUCUCUGGACCUCGACAAGAAGACGUCUCUGACUGUGUGGGACGUCGGAGGACAGAAGAGCAUGAGGGCCAACUGGAGGUACUACCUGGACGACUGUAAGGCUCUGGUGUUCUUGGUGGACAGCAGCGACCGCUCCCGGCUGCUGGAGGCUCAGAAGGUUCUGAAGAAGGUUCUGAAUGACGAGAAGCUCCGAGGAGUUCCCCUCAUGGUUCUCGCCAAUAAGAAGGAUCUGCCCCACUCCAUGACCAUCAGAGAGGUACGGGACACACCACAACCUCAACCACAGCCACAGCCUCAGCCUCAGCCACAACCACAACCACAACCACACCCACAACCUCAACCUCAACCACAACCACAACCACAACCACAACCUCAACCUCAACCUCAACCUCAACCUCAACCACAACCUCAACCUCAACCUCAACCUCAACCACAACCAUAACCAUA